Medioppia subpectinata is the source of this 1863-nucleotide messenger RNA. NCBI's taxonomy places the organism in Eukaryota, Metazoa, Arthropoda, Arachnida, Sarcoptiformes, Oppiidae. The record is from the annotation of a GenBank genome assembly.
AUGAAAGCGACUAUAAUCAUGUCGUUUUCAGCCGCUGUCCACCGGUUUAUAGCGCCUGAGAUCCAGGAGAACCCCAACGGUUGGGGACCUAAUACAGUGCCGGAACAGUUCAAAGACAUGCCGUAUCAGCCCUUCUCCAAGAGUGACCGCAUCGGCAAAGUAUGUCAUCGCAGGGGUCGACAUAUGCCGUCGGCGCCCACCACUCAGAGUGGUGGGCGCCGACGGCAUAUCUGUUUGGGAAUAGGUUGGGGACCUAAUACAGUGCCGGAACAGUUCAAAGACAUGCCGUAUCAGCCCUUCUCCAAGAGUGACCGCAUCGGCAAAGUGGCCGACUGGACGGGACAGACAUAUGCCGACAAACGACUGGCCAACAAAUAUCAGUCUCAGUUCGGAGGCGGCGGUCAGUAUUCGUACAAUCAAGAGGACGACGAGUCGUCGUAUCAAUUGGUGGACACGACUCGUGUGAUUAAUAAGAUGCAAAGGGGACGCCUUCGCAUCGGUCAGCGUAAUAUGAGAGGUCGUGGCGGCAGAGGUGGUCCGGGCGGCCAUCAGCGGGCGGACAUGCAUGUGCUGUCGCGCGGAGUGCGGGGCAGAGACAGAGGCGGGGCGACGAUGCGCGGCGGGAAGUGGCAGAACAAGAAUCCGCGCCAGAAAUACGACCAAAAGAAUCAACAAAACCAGAAGAAGAGGGACGCGUCGGUCGACGUGAGGCCCACGUGGAAGAUAAUCGAAGAGAUGGACUUUCCGCGACUCAGCAAACUCUCGCUGCCAGCGGUUCCCGACGGCAAAGACGUCUACACGUGCGGUGCGCUCGAGUACUACGACAAGACCUACGAUCGGGUGACCACGAAGAAUGAGAAACGCUUGACUCGCGUGAAUCGUAUCUUUCAUAAAGUGACCACAACUGACGACCCGAUUAUUCGCCAGUUGUCCAAAACGGAGGGCAAUGUGUUCGCCACGGAUGCCAUCUGCGCGGCCCUCAUGUGCGCCACCCGUUCGGUCAUAUCGUGGGAUCUUGUGGUCCAAAAAGUGGGCAAUAAGUUGUUUUUCGACAAACGCGACGAAUCGGAGUUUGAUUUGUUGAAUGUGAACGAAACGGCUUCGGAACCGCCCUUCUCUCAAGAGGACGGCACCAAUAAUAUCAAUUGGCCCCGCAAUCUGGCACUGGAGGCCACUUUCAUUAACCACAACUUCUCGCAACAGGUGCUGAAGACCAACGACGAGAAGUAUAAGUUUGAGAACAAGAAUCCGUUCGUUCAGGAGGACGAAGAGGGAGAGGUGGCGUCCGUCGCCUAUCGGUAUCGCAAAUGGGAUUUAGGCGAUGGCGUAGAGCUGGUCGUCCGUUGCGAACACGACUCAGUCAUGUUGGGCCCCAACGGCGAGCAUCAGUUCGUCAACAUUAAGGCACUCAACGAAUGGGAUCCCAGAAUAUCGGCGGGAAUUGAUUGGCGACAAAAGUUGGAUAUCCAACGCGGAGCUGUUCUGGCCAAUGAGCUCAAGAAUAACUCGUGCAAACUCGCCAAAUGGACAGUACAGGCACUGUUGGCCGGUUCCGAUCAGAUCAAGUUCGGAUACGUAUCGCGCGUGCAUUUCCGGGAUUCGUCAAAACACGCCAUAUUAGGGACGCAACAGUUUAAGCCCAAAGAGUUUGCCGAUCAGACCAACUUGAAUAUGGACAACGCUUGGGGUGUCUUGAGGUGUAUAAUCGAUGUCUGUAUGAAACUAAAAGAGGGAAAGUAUCUGAUCCUUAAGGACCCCAAUAAGGCGACGCUUCUUCUGUACGACAUUCCCGACCAGACCUUCGAGACGGACGACGACGAGGACACCGACGACGAUGACGAAGAAGAGGAGACCGAGAAUUAA